Messenger RNA from Vigna angularis (adzuki bean), 664 nucleotides. RefSeq names its product C-terminal binding protein AN-like. NCBI's taxonomy places the organism in Eukaryota, Viridiplantae, Streptophyta, Magnoliopsida, Fabales, Fabaceae. The transcript is spliced from 2 exons. The record is from RefSeq and is a predicted model, not a curated record. Gene Ontology annotation, biological process: microtubule cytoskeleton organization. Bases 127 to 618 code for a protein of 163 amino acids.
UGGGCCUUCGGUAAAAUUGAUUUUACCGAAGGAAUAUAACCGUCGGUACAAGGUUCGACUCGACUUUAUGAAAUUAGAAUUUGGGUAUCUCAUUCUCCCAAAUUUUGUCUUCGUUACAAGUUCUCCAUGCAAAGAGCAAGCAACAGUCGACCUUUAAUCCUCUCAGAAGGCAAGAUCGAGUCUGCUGCCGCGGUCCUCCUGCACUCCCUCGCCUACCUCCCGCGUGCCGCCCAGCGCCGCCUCCAUUCCUACCACCUCAUCCUCUGCCUCGGCUCUGGCGACCACGCCGUCGACUCCGCCCUUUCCGCUGACCUCGGCCUUCGCCUCGUCCACGUCGACACCUCGCGUGCCGAGGAGAUCGCAGACACCGUCAUGGCACUCUUCCUCGGCCUCCUCCACCGCACGCACCUCGUCUCCCACCGCACGGACCUCGUCUCCCGCCACGUGCUCUCCGCCUCCAGCUGGCUCGGCUCCGUCCAGCCUCUCUGCCGUGGGAUGCGCCGCUGUCGCGGCCUUGUUCUCAGCAUCGUCGGAAUCUCUGGCUUGGCUAGCCGAAGCAGAUUCAUGAGAUUAAAGACUUCCUCCUCACUGCAAGGAGGAAGGAUGCACGCUCUGUGAAAAUCAAGAGGAGCAAAGAUGUGGUAAAGUUUAAGGUUCGGUGCUC